Molecule: messenger RNA, 1889 nt
Organism: Leptopilina boulardi
Lineage: Eukaryota; Metazoa; Arthropoda; Insecta; Hymenoptera; Figitidae
Product: mitochondrial intermembrane space import and assembly protein 40
Exons: 2
Coding region: 194-631 (145 amino acids)
Biological process (GO): protein import into mitochondrial intermembrane space
Cellular component (GO): mitochondrial intermembrane space
Molecular function (GO): protein-disulfide reductase activity
Source: RefSeq, a predicted model, not a curated record
UAUUUAUAUUAUCUCUAUGGCUUAAAGCCCGACUGUACUUACAAUCUAUUGUAGAAACACUUUGAUAUGACUGAUUAAUUUGUGGUUAAGUUAAAGGAUAAAAUUCAAAAGAUUUUAAAGAAUUUCUUAAAAUCUAAUUUCUACAACUACAACACUUUUUGAAGUAAAUAUUUGGCAAUUUGAUUUCAAAAAGAUGCCUGUAAUUUAUAAAGAAGGAAAGGACACAAUUAUUUUCAAUUCUGAGGAGGAAUAUGCGACCCCUAGUAAAAUUAGUCUCCCUGAAAUAGAACCAAGUCCCGGUCUCAUUUUGUCUAAUGGGGAAAUAAAUUGGAAUUGUCCUUGUCUUGGUGGUAUGGCAACAGGACCAUGUGGCGUUGAAUUUCGAGAAGCAUUUUCCUGUUUUCAUUAUUCAACAUCCGAUCCAAAAGGCCAUGAAUGCUAUGAUGCUUUUAAAUUAAUGCAAGGUUGCAUGACAAAUUAUCCUGGAUUGUAUGGCAAUAAAGAAAUAAAUAUGGAUGAAACUGCUGAUAAUGAACAAACAUCAAAAGAAGAUAAUAUGAAAAGUUUAAAUGAUAAUGAAGUAUUACACUUACAACAAGAAAACAAAACAGAAUUAGUGAGCAAAAAGUAGUUUAUAAAUAAAUUAGAUAAUGUUUUACAAUACUUGUAAAAAAAAAAUCAAAGCAUUUUUAUUGCAUAAACUCCUAUUUCCUUCAGUGUUUAUAUCUUCUACAUUAUUAAUUCAAUUUUGAUCUGCAACGACUUAUUUUUAUCGUAAACACGCUUUUUUUAUGAAGGUAAUUUACAGAAAAAGUCAAUCAUUUUCUUAAAUUUUGUUAAAAAUAAUGAGAAAUUCCAGAAAAUUUAUAAAUACCUCCUAAAUCGUCAGUCUAAUUAAAAUAUGUGUGACUUUAACAGUUAAAAGGGACCUUACGUCCGAAAUCAAGUUUUCGAGAAAAACGACUUCAAAGUCGAAAAUGAUGCUCCUGCACGUUGAAAUCGCUUGAAACUCUUUACUCAGGGGUUUUUCUGGUCGCUGAUUAUGAAUCUGCCAUCAGAUUUUCAAAAUUCAAAAUGGCGGAUCCAAUAUGGCACCUGAAAAAAUGAAAGAAUCAUAUGGAUUCGCUUCAAACAUAUUGUAAGUUUAACAAAUUGAAAUGAAACUUGUUACUCGGGGGGUUUUUGAGGUCGCUGAUUAUGAAUUUGCCAUCAGAUUUCAAAAAUUUUAAAUGUCUUAAAACUCGUUUAAUAAUCUGAUGUAAAAUUCGUAAUCAGCAAUCUCAAAAACUCCCCGAGUAAGAAGUUUCAAGCAAAUUGAACUAAUUUUUAAUUUUGUCAUCCGCCAAAUUGGAUCCGCCAUUUUGAAUUUUCAAAAUCUAAUGCCAGAUUCGUAAUCAGCGACCUCAAAAACCCCUGAGUAACGUGUUUCAAGCAAAUUUGAUCAAUUUUUAUUCACCUAUUUUCUACUUAAAUUUCUUACGAAUUUUUUAACCAGUUGCGUCCAUCUUUGAAACGUAUUUGUACAAAGACUAAUGAAGCUGGAGAUGUGCGGUUUGUUGCAUUAUAAAGAACACAUCUUUUUCUAUAAGAAUCAACAGAAAAGUGAAAAUUAAUUUUUUCGGACAUAAGAUCCCUUUUAACUGUCCUGGUCACAUGUUAUAAAUACAUAAUUGUUUAUAAGAAAUUACCUUUAAUUUAUUUUAAAGAAAAUUGAAAUCAGUCAACUACAUCUGGAGAUAAUUGUAAAUUAUCAUAAAUCAUGAUUUAUUAUUUUUUUUUUCGAAACUCAAAACAUUGAAAUUUAGCUAUAGAGUUAAAAUUUUUAAAGUGGACCACCCAAAUUAAAGAUGUACUGUAUUUGCUUGGAAAUAUAGAAAAUUAAAACAUUA